AUGAAAGCCUUUAACAACUUCCUCCUCGUACUUGCCUACUCGGCCAUUGGCCUAUCCGCCGCUACACCCGCUUCACCGGAGGCGCGUGCCAAAGCCAUCUGUGGCGAUCUUGGUAUUCUUGACAUUACCACACUCCAGGAUGGUGUAGAACCUGCAGAGCUCCGUCUCUGUGCGGACCAUCCCUUGGGACGAAAACGUAACUUGGACCCUAAGCAAGGAUCAUCUAUCGCACCAGGUGACAAGGGUCUUCCCAAGGACGUCAGCCCUGCAGAUUCUACUGGUCUGCUCUCCAAGAGGAUUUGUUGGGACGUUGCACCCUAUGGAUGCGAAAACAGGAGCUACUGCUGGAAAGUCUGCGGCCAGAAUGGAGAGUGGUGCUGGACUGCCCAUGCCGGUGGAUCUGGGGCUUGGAGGGGAUGCAGAACAUGGGGAGAUUGUGGUACCGAUGAUAAAGACUUCGGAUGCGGAAAGAACUGCAAGGCUUCAGGAAUUUGUGGUUGCAGCUGCUAG
Molecule: messenger RNA, 510 nt
Organism: Fusarium venenatum
Lineage: Eukaryota; Fungi; Ascomycota; Sordariomycetes; Hypocreales; Nectriaceae
Source: RefSeq, a predicted model, not a curated record